Suillus subalutaceus is the source of this 2416-nucleotide messenger RNA. Its product is annotated as P-loop containing nucleoside triphosphate hydrolase protein. Gene Ontology annotation, biological process: mitotic DNA replication checkpoint signaling. Lineage: Eukaryota; Fungi; Basidiomycota; Agaricomycetes; Boletales; Suillaceae. The transcript is spliced from 2 exons. Gene Ontology annotation, cellular component: nucleus. The record is from RefSeq and is a predicted model, not a curated record. Gene Ontology annotation, molecular function: DNA replication origin binding; ATP hydrolysis activity. The coding region runs from base 264 to 2030 and encodes 588 amino acids.
UGCGAAUUGGCCACGGACCACAGUAGGUCAAAACUUGAACUGGUCCAUUCACCAGUCUCUUGUCAACAUCCAUCUAGUACCUGGGCAGCGAUCAGUCUUCUCUAGGCAUCCUUAUUCGCAACACAAGCCGUGUUACUUUCAAUCUCCAAUCAUGCAAACACGGUCAUUCUCAAGGUUCAGUCCUUGGAAAGCGUGCUCAUCACGUCGACCAAAAGGCUGUCCCAUCAGCAACGACAAGCGACAUUGCAACGCUGUCGCAGCACAUGCUCACCCCAGAACAGAGCCCUAAAUCGAAACGUGCCCGUAUCUCGCUCUCUAGCGUGCAAGGAGACUCAAACAAGGAAAACGUACCUCCCUUCCGUAUUGAGACACGGAAUGACGUAGUAGUCGACACACCGCGUGCCAUACACACGUUAGUGAUAUCUACUCCCCCACCAACACCCCCAGUUUUGCUACUUCCUGUAUACACGCGUGCUCGAGGACUACUUCGUUCGACCAGCACAAGUGUAUCUCCUAUAGCUGGCCGAGAGGAUGAACGACAACGCAUUCUGGAGUUCAUCACCUCGUCGUGGUGCGACAGCACACACUCGUCCUUGUACAUCUCCGGUACACCUGGAACUGGAAAGACCGCGCUUGUCAACUCGGUCCUCCGUUCGUUCGAGGAGUCCGAAGGGACGUCCGAUCUGAGAGUUGUCUCUAUUAAUUGCAUGGCCUUGAAUGGGCUGGAUGCCCUAUGGGAUCGUCUCUACGAAGAGUUGUGCCGCACAGAGACUUCCAAGAAUGCCACGAAACCUUGCAAAGUCAAGGGCAAGCAAGCCGUCGAGAAAGCACUCUCUACUUUAAAUCAUAAGUGCAUUGUUGUGCUUGACGAGCUCGACCACAUUGCGUCUUCAAAUCAAACACUUUCGUCAAUUUUCUCCAUGUCUCAACAACAUCCGUCUACCCUCCGCAUCAUCGGAAUUGCAAACACACACACCCUUACAUCGUCCUUGGCGCAGUUGUCUACUUGUGAAGCUUCCAGCACUCUGACUCUUCACUUCGGAGCGUACUCUUCCCAACAACUUCUUCAAGUAUUGCAAUCGCGUCUCUCACCUCUCUACGACAAUCUGGAAUGCCCAGAAGCAACAGAACAAGCCAAAAAGUUCCUUCCUGCUUCAACAUUAACUCUCCUCACAAAAAAAAUUGCCUCGCAAACUGGCGACGUUCGAGCCUUGUUUGAGGUACUUCGGGGGGCAAUAGACCUGGCUGUCAUGGGUUCGAAGGUCCCAGAUGCAGAUGCAAAUCCUCUCACCACUCCACCUCUCAUCGUCAAACCGGAUCACAUCCUUGCAGCCCUCAAGGCGUAUCUACCUUCCACUGGUGGCGGUCGCUCCUCAUCUUCCUUGGCACUAUCCCCCACCAGCAAUGAGACCGUGUCCAAGGUCCGUAGUCUUGGCUUACAAGUCAGACUGGCUCUCCUAUGCAUACUUCUUGCAUCAAAGCGGAUGGAAGCCACUUUGUCUCUCUCUGCAUCCACCACUUCAACGCCUACCAAGUCCCCUGUGAAGCGCGCAGGCUCUGUCGUUUCUCAAAGGACUGCUGGGCUUGACGUUGCACAACUCCAUGCAUACUACUCAACUGUGCUCACACGUGCAGAUAACGACAUCUUCACUCCAGUUUCCAGAAGCGAGUUUUCAGACCUGAUAGGGAUGCUAGAGACCAUAGGACUCGUGGCGUCGAGGUCUGCCCGCAUGUCAACUGCCUCUCCGUCGAAGACUGGUCGUCGUGCAUUCAGUCGAGCUGCAUCGUUCGGUGGAGCAGCGAAGGGGGCUGCAGCAGGCCAAGACAUUAAGCUUGCGGAGACCAUUCGCGCGGAUGAAGUCCUGCGUGGGCUGGGUGUGACUGAUGGCUCAGCUGCCAGUGAUGUGCGUGAGGAGGAAGUCAGGGCUAUAUGGGCUAGGGAAUGUGGACGCAUCACACGAGAGUCGAAAACGAAGUCGGCGUCAGGCAUGGGCGGCGAUAAACCUUUCGAUGAAGCAUUUGAAGAUUAGAUUCGACUCAACACCACCUCCAAGCAAAUUCUCUUCGUUACCACAGUGCUACCAUGUAGCCAUUCAGACACAUUUUGCGUUAUUUGUUUCUUAUUACUAGUGUCUGUCUUUUUUAUGGUUAUGUCUUAUACGGUACGGGAACUCAUACUACGCAUCAUCUCAUGUAAUAUUAGAUAAAUCACUGCAUGCUGCAUUGUACCGCAACUAUUUUAUGAAUGCAAGUUCUUCCACCAUUCGUUGAUGUCGAGGCGUAAUAUAAGGUGGCGUAACGCCUCCACACCACCCGGGGCGUGGCGAAUAUCGCUUUGUUCCUGUAAUGCAAGCAAGAGUUCCUGGCGUUGCGAUGAUUUCAAAUCCUUCUCCAAUAAGACCUCUAAGACUUUGGC